Molecule: messenger RNA, 1101 nt
Organism: Momordica charantia (bitter melon)
Lineage: Eukaryota; Viridiplantae; Streptophyta; Magnoliopsida; Cucurbitales; Cucurbitaceae
Source: RefSeq, a predicted model, not a curated record
UUCUUCUUUCUGGGGUAUUAACAGGUCGCAUCGCAUAGUUCCGUACUCGUCUGCAUGUUUUCUUUCUUUUCUCUCUUUUUUAAUCGUAAAAAGCAAAAAAAGGAAACUCUUCUCAAAUUUCUUUCUAAAAAUUUGUAAAAAUUCUCACCUCUUAAUUUUCCCGAGAAAAUUGUAGUCCAAAAUUUUCCCAAUCCAUUUUUUCAGAUUUCUGAUCAAUCACAGCCUUUGGAUCUGACUUAUCCGACAUGGCCGAUCCAUAUUUUCUAGACCGACCGCCCCCUGCCGGCUACAACCAAACCAGAUCACUUCCAAUUUCAAACAAUAACUAUAACUACAAUCUCGAAAAUAUAGCCGCCGCCGCCGGUAACAACCACGGCGGUCUCUUGCGCACGCCGCCGCGGUUCUUCUCGGCUCCGUCAAUAAUCCACGGCCACCAAUUUCACCCCUUCAUCCAACUCCAACCACCGCCUCUCCUUCCGCCGCCGAUUCUACGGCCGCACCGCUCUCUCCCUUCUCAACCGGCCCGGUCCCACUCCCUCAACCCCAAGAAAUCCAAAUCCGCUAAGAGAUCAGAGAAAAGUUUUUCGCCGGCCGUGGUUGAUCGGCGGGCUGCUUCUAGAACCUCCUCGACGGCGGCGGCGGCGAAGAGGGUCGUUAAAGUCGAGGAAUUGGAUCUGUCGGGGUGUUUGUUUGCGCUUUCUCCGCCGCCCAGCAGCUUGCCGCUGCCCAAGUUUUGUUUGAGGCCGGCGAAGCUCAAUUGCAAUGUGGAGGCCGCCGGAGUCGACGACGGCGCCACCACGGCGGACGAUCUCCGGCGGCUUCUGCGCCUCCGUUGAAGCCGUAUUCGUGUGCAUUGAAUCCGCUGGGGGAUUAAGGUAUCAGCCAGAAAAGGGGUUUCUUCAUGCGUUAUUUUUUUUCUGUCAUGGGGAACUCUAAUCUUAAGUAAUCGUAUAAAAUAUUUCUUAUUUCACGGUGUGAUUUUUUUUUCCUUUUCUGUUUUCCAAUCUGUAUUUUUGAAUUGGAAGUAUGGGUAAUUAAAUUCGUGAACUUUGUUAUUUGAUAAUGAUUUUAUUUUAUCAUUUAAAUUAUGCUUAUUGUUUA